GGCCUGGGACAGUGCUGUGUGAUAAUAUGAGUUAUGUAUUUAUGUUCCUUUCAAUUGCUACCUCAAAUAUGGUUGCUACGUCCCUAGCCAAAAGGGAUAAAAAGGAAGUGCAACACCAGAUAUCCAUUUUGCUCUUUGUUGGGUUGACUUGUGGCAUAUUGAUGUUUUUCUUUAUGAGGUUCCUGGGAGCAUGGGCACUAACUGCUUUUGCUGGCCCGAAGAAUGUGCAUAUUGUACCUGCUGCAAAUAAAUAUGUUCAGAUUCGAGCCUUAGCAUGGCCUGCAGUCCUUGUUGGAUGGGUUGCUCAGAGUGCAAGUCUUGGCAUGAAAGAUUCAUGGGGACCUUUGAAGGCUCUGGCAGUUGCUAGUACCGUAAAUAUUAUUGGUCAUGUCAUCCUAUGCAGUUAUUUAGGCUAUGGUAUUGCUGGAGCAGCUUGGGCGACUAUGGUGUCACAGGUUAUUUCAGCUUAUAUGAUGAUUCAAGCUCUGAACGACAAAGGAUAUAAUGCUUUUGCUAUCACUGCUCCAUCACCUAGUGAACUUACGCAAAUAAUCAUACUUGCUGCUCCAGUGUUUCUAACAAUCAGUUCAAAGGUGGCAUUUUACUCUCUCAUUAUUUAUUUUGCUACAUCUAUGGGAACAGUCACCGUUGCUGCUCAUCAGGUCCUGAUUCAAUUGUACAGCAUGUGUGUGGUAUGGGGUGAGCCUCUCUCUCAAACUGCUCAAUCAUUCAUGCCUGAGUUGAUGUAUGGAGCUAAUCGAAGUCUGGCAAAGGCUCGAAUGUUGUUGAAGUCAUUGGUGAUCAUUGGAGCAUUUUUAGGACUGAUAUUGGGAACAAUUGGAACAUCUAUUCCUUUGUUGUUCCCUGGAAUUUUCACAUCUGAUCCAAAAGUCAUACAGCAGAUGCACAAAGUGUUGGUUCCAUUUUUUAUCGCAUUGUGUGUGACACCCUGUACUCACAGCUUUGAGGGAACGUUGCUGGCAGGACGGGAUCUCAAAUUUAUUAGUUUAACAAUGACAGGGUGUUUCGGUUUGGGCUCUCUUCUCCUGUUGCUUGUCAGCAGUAGAGGAUACGGUCUGCCAGGCUGCUGGUGUGCACUCGUGGGAUUUCAAUGGGCCCGGUUUAUCCUUGCUCUUCGCCGCCUCAUUUCGCCAGAUGGCGUACUAUUCUCUGACGAUUUAACGCGGUUUAGUAACUACAAUAUGGGAAAGCUGAAAGCUGCAUAGUUUCCAAUUCAAUGUCAGUAUAUUUGGAAAGUGAGACUACUACAACAUGCCAAAGGUGAAGCUGUCAUUACUCAUUGAAGGCUCACAAUCAAGCUACAAAAGCAUUAGUUAUGCACUAGCACAAGCUGUUCCAGCAUACAUAUCUGUCAAACUAUUAGUACUGAAUUGGCUGCUUCUGCUUCAUUUUUAUUUUUUCAUUUUUUUGGUUAGGGCCGGUAUUCAACUGGGAAUGUUUUCUAGGAAUAUUAUUCAUUUGUUGCGAAUAAUAUUGGUUAGAUAGUCAGCACAUGUGAUGUUCAAAGACAAAUGACAGUUCAAAAUUCUAGUCUUAUGGUGGGCCUGUAAACCAGGGGGGAAAAAAACAGUUCAUUAAAUUUUAUCACCAUGUGGUUUAACUAAAAAAACAUAUUACUCCCUUAUGGUCUAUAAAUAUACACUUAACCCGCUUA
Molecule: messenger RNA, 1675 nt
Organism: Camellia sinensis
Lineage: Eukaryota; Viridiplantae; Streptophyta; Magnoliopsida; Ericales; Theaceae
Source: RefSeq, a predicted model, not a curated record